Molecule: messenger RNA, 1323 nt
Organism: Symsagittifera roscoffensis
Lineage: Eukaryota; Metazoa; Xenacoelomorpha; Acoela; Convolutidae
Product: homeobox protein vent1-like
Exons: 3
Coding region: 331-1323 (330 amino acids)
Biological process (GO): regulation of transcription by RNA polymerase II
Molecular function (GO): RNA polymerase II transcription regulatory region sequence-specific DNA binding; DNA-binding transcription factor activity, RNA polymerase II-specific
Source: RefSeq, a predicted model, not a curated record
GUCAACAUUCAAAUAGAUAUCUGCGGCUGGGAGAUUAGUUAAUUCAAAACACAAUUAGUCGCGAUAAGUCAUAACUCACUUAAAGGACUCCCGCAGAUAACAGGGGCGUUAAGCUGUUAAUUAAAAUUCCGAGUUCCGCUUUAAUUGAUACCAAUACCCGGUUCAAAUUACUAAUCCGAUAUUACACCUCAAACAAUUCAUAAAUCCCAUUAUAAACAUAACUAUUAAUUGUUUUUGAAUCAGUUUAAUUAAUUUCUAUUAAAUUGCCAUCCGACAACGUCUGUUGACUAGCAUAUCAUUAAGCAGAGUUUCAUUCGUUACAACCUUAAAAUGAAAACGAAACACAGCAAUUUCUCCAUCGAAUCAAUUUUAGCUGGAGAUGAAAAUCAACACACACCUGAUGCCGAAACGUUUGGCCAAGAAUUUUUUCGCUCCAGAGAAAAAUCUCCAGUAGUAUCUCAAGAAAUAGUUCAAAAUAAGUUGACGCCAGGCUGUGUGGCAAAAGGGAGAAGCCGAGAAAGUGACCAUCUCAGUGAACACGAAGAGACCUUUUCACUCCUCGAGACAAGUGGUGAUCAAACAAAGCUUCACCUGACAACGACGGAAACUUCCACCAAGCCGACAAACACCUCUGAUUACGUAACACAAACAGCCGACAGGACUGUGGAUCAGGUGACGUCAUCGUCGAACUCUAACUCGUGUAGACGAAGUAGGACCACUUACACUCCGUGGCAGUUGCACCAGUUGGAGUCUUCCUUCGAGGACAACCCUUAUCCAGAUGUGGGCCAGAGGGACUACCUCGCUGGAGUGAUGGGAGUGACCGAAUCACGCAUCCAGGUCUGGUUUCAAAACAGACGAGCCAAGAGGCGCAAACUGGCUCGGGUAUUCCACGGUGACAUCAAUGAGCAUCAAUUGAACCCGAACAACUUCCACAUUCAUCACAGUCAGGCAGCAGUAUCAACUAGCAUAUUUCUACCUCCUUCCCAUUUAGCCGAACAACCAAUGCAUUCAAUUAAUCGCGGAGCGUCUAAUCACACCUUGGCUUACUCAAACAUGCCUUCGUGCAAGGAUAGAGUCAGUAGUAUUACAUCACUGCCCACAAUCGACGAUCGCCUCAGCCAAGAAUCGAUUCGAAGUAGGAUUUUACACCAUCCAGGUUUCAAAAACGGAGAUUGGCAGUCUGAUUUGUUAGCAUCUCAGAUACCUCGAAUGAAUGGCACCUUCACGAAUAACCCCUUCAUUAAUUUUCCAACGCAAGGAAGGCCAAUAAUGUACCCACAACUGUUGGAAAGUUCAGUUUUUCCAUCGAUUAAUGAGAAAUAG